This is a messenger RNA of [Torrubiella] hemipterigena, 492 nucleotides long. NCBI's taxonomy places the organism in Eukaryota, Fungi, Ascomycota, Sordariomycetes, Hypocreales, Clavicipitaceae. The record is from the annotation of a GenBank genome assembly.
UCGCUGCUGACUGGCCACAGACAAGUUGUUCGUGAUGGAUUCCUCUUGCUCUGCCUAACCAACAUCAUCACCAUUUCUGUUGUCGCCAAUUGACAUACACACACACGAUACCCCUUCCACGUUGCGAUAGAACACAGCCCACCAUGUCUGGAAAAUACGCCUUCACCAAGUCCCUCAAAGAGGUGCGCUUCCUCUUCUGCCAGACCUCUGAGCAGAGCGCUCCUGUUCGCUCGUUCCUUGCCCGUGCCUACCCUACCAUGAAGAAGAACAACCCCUACACGCCCAUCCUGAUGCGCGAGGCCGCUGGCACGGUACCCAAAGUUUACGCCCGAUACGAAUUCGGCACCGAAAAGUCAACAUCGCUCGACGGAUUGACGGAUAAGCAGAUCGAGGAUACUGUUACGGGGCUUGUCAAGGAUUCGGCCUAAGCGAUAAAUAAACCUGGGCAGUGUAUAUAUUAGGAAGUUAAGAAAAAGAAACAGCAUUACAACC